AUGGUGGCUGGUGCUGGAAUAUUUACGGACACGGGGCAGAUAGGCCCUAAGGAAUCUAAUGCGCAAAUGCUUGAAUGGCCAAGGUCGGAUGGAGACGCCUCUGAUCCUCGUCGGCCUACUGGCGUGAGCUUCACAAAAAACGAGGACAGCGAAAGAAAUGUAAAUUAUUAUCGUUUAGUUCGAGAUACGGAAGAGGCAUCGGUUUCCUGGAGAAGGGACAUAGGGACAUAUGUAGCUGAUGCAAUGGGUCUUCCUGCUGGGAGGAUUUAUUGGAUGAAAGGGUGGCCUGCAGGCUAUGCGUUAUAUGAUCAUCAAAAGGGGCAACUUCCUAACCCUAGACAUGAUCUCUAUCUUUGUGGCUCUGCCACCACAGCUCGCUUUCGUUCGAAAAAUGAAUUCAAGCCACACGCAAAGUGGCUUGUGACUGAUCCCACUUUAAAUCCCCAGAAUUGUGGUUGCAAGUAUUGCACAAAGACUAAGUCGCAAGUCGAGGUCAACCAGGUCCAAAAGCUUAGUGGGCUCCAGCGUGCACCAGAACAUCACCAACGUGUGACAAAAUCCGCGCCUAGCGAGGCCAUGACCCAUGCGCAACGAAAGAUCAUUCGGGAGCAAAACAAAGCUAACCAACAGAAGCCCAAGGCCACUCCAGCUCUCGAGCAGGUAUUAACAGCACUCCCAGAACGCGUUAGAGAUCUGAACUCGGGUCGUAUUUUCCGUGCCUACGAGCUUGUCUGGGUCGCUCUAAUGGAGCCUGUGCCUGUCGCGGACGAUGGAACCGAAAUCGAUUUUUGGCCUGCUAUUGUUCUAUCAUACUCCACAAAGAACGAGCCAACCCCGCAUAAACCCGGAGAAAUAGACUACGAUAUUGUUUCUCGGUUUAUGUUCAACAUUCGUUUGUUGGGCGUGAACCACCAGGUUACAGUUCCGGAGAAUCGCCUACUUCCUCAGCUGGGGUAUACCCCCAGCCAAUCACUCCUCGCCAUCGUCAAAGAGUGUCCGCCCAACCGACCAAUCAGUCCAGGCUUGUCCGAAUACACUCAUUUCAAUCCUCUUCCCGAAUACGACAGAGUUCUAGAAAUUCGUCCUGGGGCGUAUACUCGUGACGAUGCACUACCGGCAUUCACACUAGCUCUUCACAUAAUGGGUUGCUUGGUCCCAGUCUGGAGUGCAACUAACGCUUACUCAAACGACGAUGAGCUAUUCCAAGGGCUGUGGUGGGGUGCCGAACGAAUUUGGCUGGAAGAUGUUGUGCGCUUGCGACCUUCACGCGACGAACUUGACCCAGACAAUGCCAUGGGCCUUUUACCACCUUCUUCUGAGGAUGCCUUAGACCGUGCUCUAUUCCUUCGUUUGGCACAUAUUGCGACGGAUCAGGAGGAUCCGACGGGCACGAACAUAUCCGUUGGGGGUGACUUGUAUGAGCUUGCGCGGAAAGAAACCCAGCCGGAUUCUGCCCACAAGUCACCACAAGCCCCGUCUAGAGCAUCCAUUUUCGGCCCUCCGACCGGCCUACUUGUCCCUCCAUCAUCUGUUCCUGUCGCAACAUCCUCCGAGCAUCCCGACUCCGAGCUCGCCCCGACGGCCGGCCCAAGUUUGGCCAGGACACCUCAAGGGAUGCCCCCUGCUCCUCCGGGAUUCGUGUUUCGUAAACUACUGGGCACCGGAAACGAAAUGGUGCUCGACAUUGGUGCCGUUGCUGGACGAUACUACUCUCAAAUCCUUCCAACAGAGACUUUGGACCGUGUAAGACGAACAUUGAAUGGAGAGAGUGUCAAAGCUGGUCACACAGUAAAGGGAACGGUUGAAGGGUAUGCCAGAGAGAGGAUUCGACGAUCGCGCGUAGACACACACGCAUUUGAAAGCUCCAAGGAUACAUUAGUGCAGAUUCUUACGUUGAUGGGGUUGCAUUUGGGGCAAGGGAAUGCGAUGCAGCCUGAACAAUGGGCGAAAGGCCGACUGAACACUAUCAAGGGUGCGGAGGCGAAUGGUAGGUCGAACCUGUUUGAGCAGUGGACAACAGGGCCGAUGGGAGCAGUGAUGUUGAGAUGUUGGAUCCGUAAAUGGUGUCACGAUUUGCUUUCUAGUUAG
This is a messenger RNA of Rhizoctonia solani, 2088 nucleotides long. Its product is annotated as Transcription-silencing protein, cryptic loci regulator Clr2. The transcript has 4 exons. NCBI's taxonomy places the organism in Eukaryota, Fungi, Basidiomycota, Agaricomycetes, Cantharellales, Ceratobasidiaceae. Gene Ontology annotation, biological process: silent mating-type cassette heterochromatin formation. The coding region runs from base 1 to 2088 and encodes 695 amino acids. The record is from RefSeq and is a predicted model, not a curated record. Gene Ontology annotation, cellular component: SHREC complex; rDNA heterochromatin.